CUUCAUUGUGCUGGAACUUUUCAGCUAGUCACUGGUUACGGUACCGACCCAAAGAUCACGCGAAGUGUAGAGAAAUUUGAUUGGUAUAUCGUACCCGAAGCGAAUCCAGACGGGAUACGAGUACAGCCGGCUAUCGGUAAGUCGCUUUACGUGUAUGACCGACUUUGGCGCAAGACCCGGUCAAGGAACACUACGGUCAACAAAUGGUGCGUCGGCGCUGAUGCGAAUCGUAACUGGGGACAUCGAUGGGGAGAAGCCGGAGCGAACCGUUCUCCCUGCUCAAAUAUCUACGCUGGGAGUCGGCCGUUCUCUGAACCCGAAAUAGUCGGUAAGCCUCAGAGAUCUCGUGACAUGGCAGAUUCCGAACCUCGUGAUCUACGCCAGCCUCCACUCUUACGGGCAGCUACUAUUGUCUCCGUGGGGCUACACACAAGCACGCUACACGCCGCACGGCCUGAGCAACUCAUGACCGAGGUGAAGAAAUGCUCGCCGCUCUGA
This is a messenger RNA of Ostertagia ostertagi, 498 nucleotides long. NCBI's taxonomy places the organism in Eukaryota, Metazoa, Nematoda, Chromadorea, Rhabditida, Trichostrongylidae. The record is from the annotation of a GenBank genome assembly.